GCCUCUUUAGAACCGCAUCUUUUCAAAACACCACGCAACGGGGAACAGACUCUCAGAGCUCUCAGGAACAGCUCUCUCGAUCCAUCACUUCAACAUCAGCCCAUACGCCGUGCGUUUCUUCCACCCUCACCGUCUACGCGUCCCUCGCUAUACCUCCCUAUCAUUACUCCGUGACUGCGUCACGUAACAUAUUCUCUCGAGUAGCGUAAUCACCAGGACAAGACGCGAUGUCGGACCUGGUGCUUCGAAGAGCACCAAAGCAUUUACUCAAACGUCUGACUGGUGACUAUGACGAACCAUUGGCCAUGAUUGAGCUCACACGGCGGGCGCCUCAGUCUACCACUCUAGCACAGCUGAUGGACUCUUCGGGAUCAGGCAUUUCUGCAAUGGCGGUCAUCGUCCUCAUCGGCUCGCUUAUUGUCCUGUGGCUGGUCACAGUCAUGAUCGGCGUAAUGUGCAAGUAUUUCAACAAGCCCAGAUCAGCACUCCACGACGGCGCCUACGCCAACGGCGGUCUUUACCGACCCAGCGCAGCAGCCUACGGCGCCAGGAGUACGCCAGAAGCCAAGACAGAGGACCCGAAGAAGUCUUAUGGUAGCAAAGCCAGCCUGCUGGACAUGGCCCAGCCCAUGGGAAGAGCUGCGUCUCCCGGCGCUCCAGACUCACCGGACGUGUCCAUGUCGGGCGGUCACUUUGAGAUGCCCCUGACCCAGCACGCCGGACGCAUCGCCUAUCAGCAGCAUCAUCAGCGGUCAUCAUCGUCUUCAAUUGGUCUGCCGGGCCCCCCAGCUGCAUCGCGCCGUGCAGGAGCUGCUGGCCAGCAACAUCCUCAAAUGGCAGGCGGAGGAUCUGGAGCUCCGGAUGGGAGCUACUAUCAGCCUGGCCAAUUGUACAGUGCUCCACAGCAGAGUGGGUUUCAAGGUGGCCAGACGUUUGCGUACCCACCCGGUCCUUCGGGACCUAGAGGGCCGCAACAGGGGUACAGUGGGCCCGGUGUUGCACGCUCCAAUUCGAAGGCUAUGCGGGGACCACCGCCGGCGCGCUCCAAUUCAGCUAGGAAGUCGCGGUAUGCCAAGCCUGCUCGCGUGGAGUCUUUGGGUCCCGGUGAGAUCCGUCGGUACCUGGACGAGGCUGGUGUGGACGAGAACGUGGCCAUCCAAGACGCAGGAGCUCCGAAUUACUCUAGGAGAAGUAUGACAGGGAGGAGGAAUGUCUUUGCGCCCUCGGCGCGGAUGAGCUCUUAUGGAGCUAAACACCCAAGGAGUCCUAGCAUCUACGGCGCAGCGGAACUAAACGCACUCAAGUCGGCUCAGGCAGAAGGCUUCGGCGGAGGCUCCGAUCCCCGUGGGAAUGGAAGGAGUGGUGUGCAACCAGGAAGGGUGGAUCCCCUUGGCGCCGCUCACCAGCGCCCUCAGGCUGGUCCAGGUCUCGCUGGGCCCCGGCCGCUGAACGGGCAGAUGCGUGCAGGAGGAGUCGGGCCCCCGCCUUCAACAUAUGGGCAAGCUCCCGGACCAAUCCUGCAGUCUCGCCCCCCACCGGCUGCUCAGUACCAACAACGACCAUCGCAAGGUUCCGCAGGAGGACCUGGCAUGGGCCUCCGAUAUCCUGCAGGUCCCCAGUCGCAGAUGCAGGCUGGACCUCGGCCUCAGCAGCAAUACGCGCAGCAGCACCAAUACAGGCAACCACAACUGGCCCAAGGUGGGGGCGGCAUGAGGCAGAUUCUGUAGAGCUGAUCGAAGCGCCGAAACAAACAGCAUUGCACAGCAUUGCAAAUUGCUGGGCUGGUCGACCAAGCUCGCGCCCGCGCCCCAGUCGGAUACCAGCAUCUCCCCGUCGUGGACAUUCUUCUUGCCUUCAGCGAUCCCAGCGCUUUUCGGCUGAUCGAGGACACAUGGGGCGAACCGCCAUGUACGUGUACGUAUCUUCCCUUUGCUUCCACCGCACUUUUUUUUUGACAUGUCUUCGUACCUUUGCUUUCGCCCUGCUCUUCACCUACUCGGC
Microstroma glucosiphilum is the source of this 2001-nucleotide messenger RNA. RefSeq lists its product as hypothetical. The record is from RefSeq and is a predicted model, not a curated record. The transcript has 3 exons. The coding region runs from base 228 to 1727 and encodes 499 amino acids. Lineage: Eukaryota; Fungi; Basidiomycota; Exobasidiomycetes; Microstromatales; Microstromataceae.